AUGAUGACCUAUUGCUUGAAAAAACCCGAGAAAAUAUAAACUAAACAGAGUUUGAAAAUGCUUUAAACUUAAAGCUGUGAAAUAUUUAUGAUGAAUAUUGAAUAUAAUUUAUCAUCGUAUUUUACAAGAUUAAGUAAUUGUAAUUUUAAUUGUUAAUAUUGUGUUAACAAUGAUUUUAAGAAAUUAAGAGGAGGAGGAUGUGGAUAAUCAAAAACAAAAAAGAAAUUGGAUUCACAAUUACAAAAGGAUUAAAAUUAAAUGACUUCAGCAUAAUUACCCAUAGAUUAUGAAAAAAACCUUAUUGAAUGCCUUAAGCUGAUUGUAGAUGAAGCUCAAUUCUUUUGUGACACAAAUAAGAGAAAUGAAGUAAUUAAGAAAAUAUAAUGGUUUAUAUAUAAUAGAGAAUACUUGAAUUAUUAUUGUUGUGACGAAUAAGCAGUUGCCACAAUUUAUGAAUUAGCUAAAGCAAAUUUUGAAAGUUUAUUAACAGUGCUUAUCACCUAUUUAAGAAACUCUGGAUUUAUUUGUUAUUAAAUAUUAUAGAUUUGUAAUGAACUGUUAAGAAUUAUGUAUAUUUUCUAAUAUAGAGAAUAAAAGAGAUUUUUAAAAGAUGAAGAUAAAUAAAAUUACAUAUAAAAAUUAUCAGAAUUUGAAACAUAAUUAGAAAUUGAAUAAGCAAAUGUUUGGAAAACAGGAUUUGAAUUUGAAAUAAAAAUUAUGAAAAUCAUGAUUAUUAAUUAAAAAACUGAUUCUACUGAAGGAUAAGAUGCAUUAAUAAAUUUCUUAAAGGAAGCAGGAAAAUCAAUUAUAUCAUUAUCACCAUCUGAAGAUUUACUUUCCACAAUAAUGGAUGGGGGCAAGUAUCUUUUAAAAAAAGGAGUUGAAAAAAAAUUAUAUCCAAUAGAAACUUAUUAAACUUAUUACUUAUUCUAAUUGAUGAAAUGGUCAAUCAUAAAAUCAUUAAAAUCUUAACUUUCCGUUUAUAAAUAAAUAUCAUAAUUAAAAGAUAUUUUUUAAUAAUAUAUAUUUGUGUCUGAUAAUUGGAUUAUACAUUUUAGUUGGGUAUAAAUGAUUAUCGAUAUUAUCGCUUAUCGUCCUAUCAUAAAUAAAUCUGAUAUAUCUAUGAAUUAAUAAGACUAAUAUUUACUUAAAUGGACUCUGCUAAUUGAAAAUAAUUUAAUUAAUUGUGUUUCACCUAAUUAGGAUGAGGCUAUUAUGAAUUUGUUUUUAGACUAAGAAAAAUAAAUAUAUGACAUUGAAUUAACUAGAGAAUUGGAUAAAUUUAGUAAGAAAAAGUUUGUACUAUUUAAUUAAUUUCUUUUAAAAGGAGAUCUAACUCAAAAUGUAAAUUAAUGGGACUAUUAUAAAGAAUUCACAUUUAAAAAGUAAAAAGAUAAAAAAUAAGAAGAUUAUGAAAUCAUAUUAGCAAGUUAUGAAAUAGAAAUAUUGUAAAAAUUAAUUAACAAUUUAAAAUCUUAGUAAGAUGAAUUAUUAUCAAUUCAUUCAGGUAUUAUAGAAUCAUUUUAAACUUAUUUUAAAUAACCAUCUUCAAUGUUAUUAUAGAUUAUUUAAGAUGAUCAAUAAGCAACUUAAAAGUAAUUCUUACAAGCUUAUAAAUAAUUGAUCAUUUUAUCUAAUUACUUUAAAGAAUUAUCUAAAUUUGAAGUUUCGAAAUUGGAUUUGCUUAAGCCUUACUUAGAUAAAUUUAAAAAUUUAGAAAAUCAAAAGAAUUUACUUGAUCUUAAAACAAAGAUUGAUAAUUUUUAAAACACAGAACUUAUUGAAUUUAUUGAUCAACUUUUAAAUAAUUUCUUGAUUGCUAUUGAAUUUGCAUGUAUUACGCAUGAAAUGUAAUAAUUUUUAGACUCUAAAAAUUAAACAGAUUUAGAAAAAUUAAUUAAGAAACUUGAUACUGACAAAUCUUAAGAGAAGUUUUUAGGCUUUGAAAUAGAUAAAUUUAAAAAAAUAUUUACAACAUUCGAAAAUAACUUUAAUUAAUUUUACAUAAAUUUAAGAUCAUAUAAAGAAAAUUUUAUAAAAUUUAUUCAAAAGGAGUUAGAUAUAAAGUCUAUGACAAUUUAAAUAUAAGAUUAGAACACCUUAUAAAUAAUUGAAUAUUAUUAAUAUAAAGAUAAGAGUAUCAAUAAAUUAUUAUUAUAAAAAUGGAAGGAGAAAUAUCAAUUAUUUGAUUCUGAAUUAAGAACUUUAGAGAAUGUAUAGUAAAAUUUUAUUGAUUGUAAGUCCAUCAUUAUAACUUUAUAAUUCUUAAAAUAAUUCAUAAAUAUAUAAAGUUAAUAAAUGAUGAUUAUUAAAUAAUAAUUAGAAAAUUAUAAUUAAUAAACCAAUUUAACUUAAAAUUAAGUGAAUGUCGAUAAAAAACAAACUAUUAAUGAUAUUUUAACUUAAUAACUAUAAAAAAUUGAACCGUUGAUCAUAGAAGAUUUCAAUAAAUCUGAUUAAGAGAAUAUUGAUUUUAAUUUAAAAAGUCUAUUAAGUUAAAUAGAGUCUGAUUUUAAUUUAAUUAAAAGUGAAUGUUAGAAAUAGGAAAAUUAAGAUAAUAAUCAUUCAAUACUCUCAUUGUUAACAAAUGCCUAAUUCAUAAUUCUAUAAAUAUUAAAUAAGAAUACAGACUUAUCGAAUUAAUAAGGUUUUUUGAAAAGCUAUUAAUAAAGUUUGAAUGAUUUUAAUCAAAAAACUAAAAUAAAUAAGUAAAAAUUUGAAAACGAAGAAAAUAAAGAAAAAGAAGAAAAAGAAUAAUAACUGAAUGAUUCAUCUCUUAUUUUGUUUAAUAAAAUUUUGGAUGAUGAUCAACAAUUAAUUAUAUCAAUUAAAGAAAUAAAAAAAUAGUAUAAAUUCUAUGAAAAACUUUUAAUUUUAUAAAUAGAAUUAAUACUCUAAUAAAAGAAUAUUAUAAAGGAUAAAGUAAUACUAGAGUAAGAUUAACAGAACUAAUAGUUAAGUAGUUAACCAGAUAAAUUGAAUUAGAUUAAAAAAAUAAAAGAGAUGAGAGAGUAACAUUUUAAUUAAAAAGUAAAAGACUCUAUUGAAAAACUAUUUAACAACUUUGAAAUUCAAUUUAAAAAUGAUAAUAAACUUAUCAUUAAAUUAAAAUUUACAGACUUUUUAUAGUUUUUUUACUCUCUAUCUAAUUCUGAAUAUCAAAAAGGAUUAAAAGCUGAUCAAAUAGAGGACUCUAUAUGGUAGGAUAUAAAAAAUACUUAUAAGGAAACUAAAGACAAGGUGGUUGAUUUGUUAGAUUUUAAACCUGAUCAAAAAGUUAGAGAAGGAUUUGUUUACAGCCUAAUUAGACUUUAAUAUAGUGUUUAAGAAUAAAAAGUUAAAGGUUUCUGUUGCCAAUAUCUACAAUACAUUUGGGUAUUUGAAAAAGAUUAAAGAGUUAGAAAUUUAUUGAAAAAUAAAGAAUUAGUUGAAAUUUAGAAAUAGUUAUUUGCUUAGUAUCUAGAUAAUUUGUCACUGACAAUUAAAGAUGAAUUGAAGUUAAGAAUGUAAAAGUUAGAAAGUCUACAAUAAGAAAUCAAGCUAGAAGGAAAUUUAUAAAAAAGAGAGGAACUUUAAAUUUAAUUAAAGAAGACUUAUGACGAAUUAGAUGAAUCUUUAGAUAAUAUUUCUGAAAUGUCAGACAAAAUGGACAUUAGUCUUAUAUUUUUGAAAGAUAUCUCAAAGGAUGUAAAAUAAAUUAAAGCUUCAAUUGAUAAUUUAUAAGAGAGUAUAAAUUAAGUAGGUGAUGAUAUUCGUAAACUAAGAGGAAAGAGAUAUGAUGAAUUAUUAGAAAUAAGAAAAUAAAAAAUAUUAUUAUAAUCUAAAUUAACUGAAGUAGAUUCAGUUUAUGUUUAAUUAACAACUAUUGAAUAUGAUCCUAUUAGUGGGUAAAUUAUCAAAUCUAAUGAUAAUGAAAUUAGAACUAAAUUAUUAAGUGAAUAAUAGAAUGACUUUAAAGGAGAAGUAAAUGAAUUUAUUUGGGAUAAAAAUAGUUAAAAAGAUGUAAUGUUAGUUUCAGGAUUUGCAGGUUCUGGGAAAAGUAAAGCAGCUAGAAAAAUUGAAGAAUUUCUUUGGAAAUAAAAAGGAACUUAAUCAAAAUGGAUUCCAAUAUAUGUAUCACUUCCAACUCUUAAGAAUCCUAAAUUUAAUUUAUUUGAAUAAGCAUUAGAAUCUGAAAAUUAUUAAUUUGAUAAAUAUUAGAUAAAAGAAUUUAGAGAAGCUAUAUAAACUUAAAAAGAAUUCAUUAUUUUAAUACUUGACAGUUAUGAUGAGAUGAAAUAAGAUUGUAUUUAAUCAAAUCUACUUUUGACAAAUAAAUUGAUAUAAGAAUUUAAUACUACUAAUAUAUAAAUGAAAGUUAUUAUAACAACAAGAAAAGAAAUACUUAAUACAGUCGGAUAUUAAACUUGGUUUUAUGGAUAAAGUCUAUAAUAUUUAAAAGAAGUUUAGUUAUAAAAUUUUAAUGAAGAUUAAUAAAAUGAAUAUUUGAAUUAAUAUGUUGAGUUAAGUAUUAAAAGGAAAAUUAAGGAAAUCUAUGAAUUUGUAAAAUAAAUUGCUGGAUAAGGCUUUGAUUUGGACGAAUUCCUUAAUAUAUGGGGUUUGAUUUCAUAAUAAGUUAAGAAUUAUAUCGAGAAAUCUGAAAUAAAGGGAUUGGAAGGUAUUUUCUUUAAUAACACUGAAGAAUUGAUAAUUACAAAAAUAAAAACCCAUAAAACUCUUGAAAUUUUAAAAGAAGAAUAAACAACUACUUUAAGAAAGGAUUUGCUAGCCCUGUGGAGUGCUAAUAAAUUUAAAUCAUCUAUUAAAAGUGUCAAUAUUGAAAAUUUAUUAACUACUCCAUUUAUGCUGGAAAUUGUUGUUUAAGUUUUACCAAAUAUGACCAAAAAAUAUUAAGGAUCAUAAUAAAUGAAAGAACUAUUUAUUAAUAAUUAUUUAAAAUUGAAAAAAUAAGUGAGAAUUUCCAAAAUUACAAGAGAAUUGUAUCAAACAACAAAUUAAUAAUUAAAAAAGAAUGAAUAAGAUGAAGAAUAAUAAAUAUCUUAAGAAAAGGAGGAAGAAUAUUAAUAGAAAAAUGAAAAAGCUAGAAUAAUUUAAAUUGUUGAUAUGCUUGAUAAUGAGAACUUUUUCUCAAAAUAUUAAAUAGUUAGUUAAUUAAAUUAUAAAGAAAAUGCUAUUAUUAUUGAUAAUACUAAUAUUUCAAUAGGUUCUAAUGAAAUUCAAUUUAUAAUAAUGGCUUUAUAAAUGAAAAGAUUUACAGUUUUUGAAUUUUAUGAAAGUUUUAUUAAUUUUUAUCAUGAAUAAUAAAUUCAAAAAUAAAGAGAACUUGGUAAAAUUUAUAAUUAGGAUAGUUUUUCAAUUGAUAUUUAUUAAUACUCUUAUUCAUUAGCCAUAGAUAUGACUAUAAGGGAAUUAUCAUAAAUAGGUUAUAAACCAUUAGGAAAAUUGGAUUUAAAAAGCAAUUAUAAAAUUGAUUAAAUUAUUGAUGAUUGGUUGAAAUAAUAUUUUGAUAUUGAAGAUGAAUACAAGAAAUUAAUUAGAAGUUGUAUUUUAUUAAGUGCAAAGGGUAGUACUUUUUCAUUUACACAUAAAUCAAUACAAGAAUUCUUUGUUGCCAAAUAUAUUUAUGAUCUUUUGACAUCUCUAAAUAGUUUUGAAUCUAAAAUCUUAAAAGAUAAAGAAGAAAAUUUAGAGAAAAAUUAAAAAAUGUUAAUAAAUUCAGUAUUUAAUAAUUCAAAAUUUAAUAUCUCUACUGAUAACUUUAGAGGAUCAAUAAAUUUUAUUAGAGAACAUUUGACUAAUGUUGAAAAUAUUAAUUCAUAAUUGAUUGAAAUAGUUAAGCUAUCAAGGAGUAAAGAUUAUUGUAGAGCAGCUUCAAAUAGCAUUCAUUUAUUAAGUUAAAUGAAUGUUUAUUUGGAAUCUUAAGACUUUAAAGGUAUAUAGUUGGCCAAUACGGAUAUGUCAGGUCUAAGUUUAUUUGAUUGUGAUUUAAGUCACUCAAUAUUUGAAAAUGUUGAUAUUAAUUCAUGCAAUUUUAAUUUUGCUGAUUUAUCAAAUAUUAAGUGGACAAAUGUUAUUUGUAAAGAAAAACCAUUUUUAUAAGGACAUCAAAAUGGAGUUUUAGAAGUACAAUUUUCACCUGAUGGAAAAUUUAUUGUAUCAAUAGAAGAACAAGAUAAUAAAAUUAAAUUAUGGGAUGCUGAUAAAUAUUAAUUCAUCCAAGAUUUAGUAGGUCAUCAAGAUAAGGUUAAUACCAUAUCAUUUUCAUCAGAUUCUCCAAUGCUUUAUUCAGGGAGUGAUGAUGGCACUAUCUUAAAAUGGGAUUUUAAGAAUCCUUAAUAAAUUACUUGGGUUAUUGUAGAAACUAUUGAUAAUAAGGUUUUAAAAGUAAAAAUAUCAUAGGAUUCAAAAAAAUUGUAUUUAUAAGAUAAUUAAUUAAAUUUUUUUAUUUUAGAUUUAACAAAAAAUGGUAAAAGGGAAGAAUAUAUUCCAUUAUUAAAAAAAUGCGUUGAUAAGGAUGAAAAAUCUAAUAAGGCUGAAAAAUUUAUUGAAGUAACUGAAAUGUCACAAAUUUCAGAAUUUGCCUUACAUCCAAAAAAACCAAAAAUUGCAUUGGCUAAUGAAGUAUAUGGAUAUGUUGAUCAAAAUACAAUAGAAUUUAUAGACUAUUUAACACUAUAAUCAGAAUAUCUUAAAUAUAAGAUAGAAUCUGGUUGUGGAAGAACAAUUUUAGAUUCAGGUUUAGUAUUUAGUGAUGAUGGUUAAUAUUUUGCAAUUGUUUUAAAAAAUGAAGUGAUUGUUUGGAAUUACAAAUAAAAUACAUACUAAAUGUUUAUAUAAUUUUAGUUCCAUGAGAAAAUCGAAUUAAAAUUUAUUUUGUUUUCUUAAGAUAAUGAAUUAAUAAUUUGUUCAUAGAAAUUUAUGUUUAAAUGGUAAAAUUAUUAGCUUUAAUGGAAGUAGAAAUGCAUUGAAAUUUAGAUCUCUCCUUUAGGUAACAUAGCUGCGGUUGUUUAUGAAAAAAAACUAAGUAUUAUAGAUAUAAAUACCUAAAAACCAAUAAGUUCAAUAUCAUUUGAUUUUUAACCUAAUAAGAUACUAUUUUCUAAGGAUGGUACUAAAUUGUCUUUAUUUCUAAAUAAUGAGAAGGAAGUUAGAUAAUUUGCAAUUUUGGAAGUUUCCACACUUAAAACUAUUUGUUUUAUACCUUUUUGGAAUAAGUAUUGGAUUAAUUACAUAUUAUCUAAUAAUUUUGAAAAGCUAUAUAUUUAAUAUAAUGACACAGAAAAAUUUCAAGAAUAUGAUUAUUAUUUAUAAUCAUACUACUCAACCAAGAGGGUUAUAUAAAUAGAUACAAAUAAAAUACAUAAAGAGAUAGAAAAUAAGGAAUUCAGUAUAAGCAGCAAAAGAUUUUGUGCUUAAUAUUAAAGUGGGGUUAUAGCUUACAUUAAAUUAAAUACUAAUGCCAUAAAAAUAUAUGAUUUAGAUAAAAAUUAAGAAAUUGAAGAUGAUAUUUAAUAUGAAGAAAAUGAAGUCUUGGACCUUUUAUUUUCACCUACCCAAAAAGAAUUAGCAGUUUUAUAUUAGAAUGGGUUACUCUUUUGGAAUAUAGAAUCCAAGCCUUUCUAGAUUAAAAAUAAAAUUAUUUAGUUGGAUUCUAAUUUAAAAUCUAUUAAUUAUUCUCCAGAUGGUUCUAGAAUUGUAUUAGUGUUUCAAAAUUCAUUUAAUAUCUAUGAAGUCAAAAGCUGUAAACUAUUAAAAACAGUUGAACAUAAUGAUGCAAAUACAAAAGUAUCAAUUUCUUUAGAUAAUGAUUUAAUUGGGUAUAUUUAAGAUACAUAAAUAAUUAUUUUGAGUCAAAAAAAUAAUUAUGAAUAAACAGUUUUAUAAGGCCAUAAUGUAGCAAUCUAUAAUUUAAUAUUUACUCGUGAUUAAUAAUCUAUAAUUUCAGCAGGCUCUGGUGAACUUAUAUUAUGGGAUUUAUCUAAAUUUCAGAUUAAAGAUUAAAAAAACACUUAUAUAUAGGAAUAUUAAAUAACAUUUUCAUAUAAUACUAAAUUAUUAGUUUUAUUUAAAUAAAAUUUGAUGUAAUUAUGGAAGUAUUCUUAGAAUUAAUUAACAUUUAUUGGAUCUUAAGUAUUUGAUUUUGGAAUUAAUGAAUUAAGCUUUAUUCAUGAUGAUUAGAAUAUUUUGAUUAAAAAAUCAGAUACUGAGUUAUUGUUAUGUAAUUUAGAUAAUUUUUAAUAUUUACAAACAUUUUAAUUGAGUUUUGAAUAUGGAGCUAUAUCUUCUAAUAAUUUAAUUGCAUUAGCUGGAGAUGAUAAUAAUAUUAGAAUAUAUUUAAAUAACUUAGAAAAAAAUAAAUACAAUUUAUAAGCUUCCUCAAUAAGAUACUUAGCAUUUUUUGAGAAUAAAUAGAAUUUAUUAUUAAUUUAAGAAUACAACACAAUAAGAAUCCUGGAUUAUAUAAAUGGACAAUAAAAAGCUAAAUUUUAAUUAUUUGACUAUUAAACUCCAAUAUAAUUAUAAUUAAAAGGUGAAAUAUUAAUUUCGUAAUAUGAAUACAAUGUUUCUUUAUGGAACUUAAGUGAUUUAAAUAAUAUUAAGAUAUGUGGAUUUCACAACGAAAUUAAUUGUUUUUCUAUCUAAGACAAUUAAGAAUUAGGAUUAGGAAUAAUAAAUGAAUAAUAUAUUAUGAUCAAAAAUAUCCUUAAUGUUGAAUUUGCACUACCAGUCAAUUUAAAUUAAUUUAUAAUAUAAGUACUAAUGUCUAUGAAAAAAUAAUACUAUAUUAUUUUAUCAACAUUAUAAUAACUCAUCAUUUUAGAGAUUAAUACAAAAUAAAUACAUUAAUUUGAUAAAAGUGUAUUUGCAGUUGCAUAUUGUGAAGAAAGAGACUACAUUGCAGUUUAAACAUAAUCAGAACUCUAAUUAAUUUAAUUUUAAUAAAAUAGUUUUAACAUCAUCAGUUCAAUUGAUUUAUAGAAGGAGGGAUAUUAAUAAAGGAAUAUAAAAUUUACGAAUGAUGGACAAGGAUUAUCAUUAAGUUCCUCUCAUAUGAUUAAAUGGUUUUCAAUUACAAAAAAUUAAAAAAUAAUAUGCAGAGGUAUGUUUGAUAAAAAAGGAUUUAUAGAUUAAGGAUAAAUAUAAGCAUAAAUAUUUUGUGACAGAAGUUCUUCUAAUAAAUAAUAAUUACUUGCUGUUUUAGAUUAAAAAGAAAAAAAAUUUAGAAUUAUUAACAUCUAAAAAUAAAAACAAUUUGUAUAGAUUAAUUUUAUAAAACAUGAUCGUAGAUUACCUUCAUUAAGCUUUGAUUUAAGUUUUAACGAAGAUAAAAUAUUCUUUCUGUUUGGUGAAGAAGUAUUUUCAUUGGAUAUAAAUAAUUUUGAUACAAAGAAAUUAAAUGAUUAAAGUUCCCUUAAAAAUAGCUAAUUGAUAGUUAUCGGAAAGGAUUCAUUUGUGUUUGUAAAGGAAAAAUACGAAGAAGGCAAUGAAAUCAUUGAAUAUUAAGAAUCAACAUCUUGUAGUACGUAAAUCACAAAAAUAAAAGAUAUAACAUACAUGAAUUAUUUACCUUAAUAAUAAUUAUUAGCAAUAAGUACAAAAAGUAAUAAUAUUAUCUUUUGGGAUAUCAAAGCUAAAAAGAAUAUUGGAACUCUAAAAGGACAUUAAGAUACAAUCAAUCACAUAACAGUUUCACCUUUUGAUGGUGUACUUGCUUCAGUAAGUAAGGAUAGACUAAUAAAACUGUGGACUAUUAAUUAAAAUGAAUCUUCAGAAGUUCAAUAAGGUCAUUCAUAUUCUAUUAGUUCAAUUGCAUAUUCUUAAGAUGGCCAAUUAAUUGCUUCUGGAGCUAUAAAAAAAGAAGAAUAGGAAGUACCAAUAUUUCUUUGGGAUGUUAUUGAUAAAAAAUUGAUGAUUCAACUAAAAAAACAUAAAUGUUCUAUUACAAGUUUAGAAUUCUCUUAUUGUUCUAGAUAUUUAGUAUCUGGAGAUGAUAAUGGAAUAAUAGUAUUUUGGAAUAUUGAAUAUCCUUAAUUUGCAAAGGUUGCAUAUGUUAUAGAUGAAUUUAACAGUUCUAUAAAGUCUAUAAGAAUUUCUAAAACAGAAUAAACCUUAUUCGCAGUUUAUAAUUUAAAUUUAAUUAUAAAAUGGAAUUAUGAGUAAAUUGAAAAAUAAAUAGAUGAAAAACAUGUAAUUUUAGAUACAAAAUCUAAAUAAUACAGUUUUAUUAAAAAUGAUUAAUUUGUUUAUUUUGAUACAGACUAAAAUAAAUUAAUAAUUCAUAAUAUAGAAACAAAAGAAUAAAAGCUUUUUUAAUUGAAAUCAUAAAUUAAAUAAUUAUAAACUUCAAAGGAUGGUAAUCUAAUUUUGUGUUUGAAAUAAAUAAAGUAAAUAGAAACUUACAAAUUAUACUGUCUUUAAAAAUAAAAUGAUAAUAACUGGUAAAAAAAAUAGAUUUUUGGACCAUAGUCAGAUUAUUUACUACUUUCUCCAGAUAAUAAAUUUUUGUUUUUGGGAAUUAAUUUCAAAGUAUCAUAUAAUGAAUAAAGGAUUCUAUAUACAAUCUAUGAUUUUUAAAGAUUAAGUUAAGUAAAUAAAAAAUUAGUUUUAGAACUUGAAAAAAAUACACCUACAAGGAUUUUUAUGUCAUAUGAUUUUAAUUUAAUUGCAGUAGUUAUAAAUAAUCAAAGCAUAAAAAUCUAUGAUAAUUUAAAGUAAUAAUAUAUCAAAGAAUUCAAAGAAUGUAAAAAACCUGGAUUUGUUUAAAUAUCUAAAGAUAAUAAAUAUUUAGCUUAUUUAGAGAUUAAUGAAUAAGAUUAUCCUGGCAAUAUUAUCUUUAUAUUAAAUAUUGAGGAUCCAUCAAUUAAGAGAGAUCUAAAAUUUGAUUAAAGUGAAUUAAUAAUUUACAAGUUCUCUGCAAUAGAUUCAAAUCAGAUAUAUGCUUUAUAUAAAGAUCAAACAGUAAGACAUUGGGAUUUAACGGAUAAAUAACCUUCCAUAAAAGCUGAGGUUACUUUAUCAAAAAGUUUUGAUUUUAAAAGUUCCUUCAAAUUUUCCCCUAACCUUAAUUUCUUAUUCAAUAGGAACUAAACGAAUUUGGUGAUAUGGGAUUUUAGGAAAAAAGAAGAAUUCAUUAUUAAUGUUGAACAAGAAUUUGACGAUAUUUUUUUUUCUUAAAAUGAAGAUAUUUAUGCUGUUAUUAGUAAAGAAAAUAAUAUGGAUUGCAUUAUAAUAUUUAAAGACAAAAUAUCAUCUAAAAUAUUUUGGAAUGAAGUAUCUUAUGAGAAUAUGAAGUACAUUGAAUUCUCACAUAAUAAUUCUUAAAUGGUAAUUUGUUUUAAUUAUUCUUUCUAUCUCUACUAAAUAGAUGACGAAUUGAAAUCUAAAAUUCUAGGAUUUUGGAGAUCAUCGAAUUAUAUAGAAAGAUGCUUUUUAAAUCCUAUGAAUAUGAGUUUAGUAAUUCAUUAAAGUCAUCAGAAUAAAAUUGUUGUAAUUAAUUUAGAGCCAAUAAUAAUUUAUAAAUAGUAUGUCAUUGAGUAUAAGUAAAAUUGCUAACAUCAAAUCUGUUGUUUUUCUCCUGAUAGUUAAUAUUUAGCUAUUUUGUCCCCUACUUUAUAAAUAUAGGAUUUAUAAGAUCUUUAAAUCUUUGAAGAAUUUAAGGAAUAUUAAGGAUAUUGUAUAUCUUUUUAAUCAAUAGAUAUUUUAGUAAUUGCAAAUCAUUUUUAAUGUUAAUAUUAUUUAUAAUUUUUCAAAAUAAAAAAGUAUCAAAAUAAAAUAGAGGUAAUAAAAAUUUGGAAUUUUCAAUUCUAAUCUGAAAUAAUUUAAAUAACUCAUUUAUUUAUAUUAUUUAAUGUUCGAGAAAAAAUAAAUUAUUCCUACAAAAACAGAAUAGCAUUAGUUGAAAUUAAUAAUUUUAAAUUAGAUGAAUCAUAACUUGAAAAUAAAUAUCUGAGCUAAAAAAUAUUUAAAGCAAUUUAUCAUAAUGAAGGAAAUUUAAAUUUCUAAGAAAGUGGAAAUUACUUUGCUAUAAGCAAUCUAAAUUAGAUAAAAAUAUUCAACACUUAAACCCUUUAAUAGGAAAGAUGCUUUUUUUUAGAAGAAAAUAUUGAAAGAUCUCAAAUAUUCUAUAUGUCUGAUGAGAACUUGAUAAUGUUUUUUUUUAACUUUUGUGUCUAAAUAUUAGAUUCUACAAGUUUCGAAAUGAUUAGAUAGAAAGAAUAAAUUAGUAGUUAUCCCGAACAAGUUGAAUAUUCUAAGAUUUCAAAAUAUUUAGUUUUCAAAUAAACUAAUACCAUAGAGAUCUAUACUUUUGAAAAUAAUGAAAAAGAUUUCUUAACAUUUGAUACUUUUUAAAUAAAUGAUGAUAUUAUAUUCGAUAAUAUUGCAUUAUCACAAAAAGGUGAUUUACUUUUAACAGGUGAGCAUAAUUCUAAAGAUUUCACAAAUUCAAUUACAUUAUGGAAUAUAGGAUAGCGUAAAUAAAUAUGCGCUAAUAAUAAAAUAAACAAUAGAGUAACAAUUCUUAAGUUUUGUCCAGAUGGAGUUACUUUUGCCGCUGGUCUUGAAGAUGGAUCUAUUAAUUUAUAUUCAAUAGAAAUAUCAAAAACAAAUUUCUUUAAAUAAUAAUAGAAAUUGAAUCAGAAUUUUUAGAAAUUUUAAAUUAUUUGCAUUAAAUCAUUCUCUAAAUAAUCACUAUUAACUGCUUAAUAAUCCAUAUUAACUGCUGAUUCAAAUAUAAUAUCUGAAAAUAAGUCUAUUGUUGAAUUGUUUUAUUAAAAAGGAGGAUUAAAACCAAAAACCGAUAAAAUAGAAGUAUCAAAAAUUUGA
Paramecium primaurelia is the source of this 12825-nucleotide messenger RNA. NCBI's taxonomy places the organism in Eukaryota, Ciliophora, Oligohymenophorea, Peniculida, Parameciidae. The record is from the annotation of a GenBank genome assembly.